Neohortaea acidophila is the source of this 3737-nucleotide messenger RNA. RefSeq lists its product as uncharacterized. The transcript has a single exon. Bases 78 to 3482 code for a protein of 1134 amino acids. Lineage: Eukaryota; Fungi; Ascomycota; Dothideomycetes; Mycosphaerellales; Teratosphaeriaceae. The record is from RefSeq and is a predicted model, not a curated record.
AACCAUUUCACCCACCCUGCACCCAUCAUCAAUUCUAAUCAGAUCACUGAGCCCAUCUCGCUAACUUCAUCCCUUAGAUGUCGUUUACAGACCUAAACAUGUCCGCUACCAGGGGCAAAAAGGUAGCCAGCAAGCCGGGCAGAUUCGACCCAUCAGAACCGUUGCACAUGACGACUCGCCGCGCCGCAAAAUCCGUCACUACCAACGGCAGCCCGUCAAUCAAUGGUUCCCUGGACGGCGACGAUAGCCGCCGAGGCUCGUUCGACGACUCCCGCCCCGUCACCGCCCACAGCAACGCCAGCCAAGGCUCGAUCAAGAGCCGGCGACUUUCAGAUGCCUCUCUUCCCCCCAUUCCCCGUGAAAUCACCACCAACGGCCUGCUCUCGUCAGAUGACCGGCUCAAUGGUGACAGCUCACUUGCACCGCUCUCCCCAACCUUGCUCACUCCCUCGCCUUCUCGAAAGCGGAAAAGAUCGACAUCGCCUGUGAAUGGAAGCAGCAUCGAGUUGACCCAGCCGGCCAGCAUCCUCGACGACAGCAACAUCCCACUCGGUGUUGCAGUCGAUGCUUCCGCUAUUAACGAAGGCGAUGCGAUCGAAGUGGUCCCGGCGGAAGACCUAUCUGACCGUGAAGAGUCGCGCACCAGCUCUCGAACUGACGACGACGAUGUCCAACCCGACUAUGCCGACAUGCAAUCCGUGGACUUUACACCAGCUGUCUCGAACCCGAUAUCACCGCCUACGCGCACGUCAGACUCCGAUGAAAAUCUGCCCCAUGCUCAGACAUUGGAAGCUGCCCUCCAAGACGUUGUCCAGGCUGCGGAGGAGGAAGCAGCUGAUGCCGGCGAUGACAUGGAUAUCGAUGUCGAUGCCCAAGAUAUAGACGAAGGUGGAGAGGCUGACGGUGUAGGCCGGCCAGUCAGACGCUUCGGGGGGCGAAGAAGAGCCAUGCAUCCAAUCCCAAAGGUCGAGAAGGCUCUGGCAAGACAAGCAGAGCUCAAGUCAAGCUAUCGGGCGAUAGCUCGCAUGCAGAAAGUGGUGUUGGCCGAGAUUGCGCAACGAACUAUCGACGGUCUGGAAAGUGAUCCCCUUAUGCACUCGCAAGCAACCGAGUAUUCGUACGUGAAGAAAGGUCUUGACGAGGCUUUGGAAGAGAGGCAGUAUCGCGUGCGAUACCAAGUCGACAGCAACAUGGAACAGCUGAAGCAGAAACUAGAGGCGACCUCACUCAUGCGAAAGGCGACUUGUGUGCAAAACUUCAACGACCUGAAGGAGCUUCGCCUGGCGCAGAUCGAGCACGAGAUGUUGCGAAUUGCGAGAGCGGUUCAGAUGGAGGCUGGUAAUGGAGAGUACGAGACGGAGGACGAGGAUGACGUUCUCCCCAAGCCCAAACGCACCUGCUAUCGCUUCAAGAAGCCAAGCAAGACGCUCGACGAUGUCUACUUCUCCCGAACUCGAGAGCUCAUGGAGACCGAGCGCGCCACUGACGACUUGACCGCACGCUUUGAGGUGCGCAACAUGCUGGACGAGCUGAAUGAAGAUGAGCGGCCUGCGAAAGCAAAGGGCUUUACUGUCAUGGACGAGAGAGCCGGCAAGGCUGCCAAGGUUCGGCGUGAGGGCGUCGACAACACCGCUCUUCUGGCCAAAGCGGCAACGGAGGUGGAGAAGGCUACGGAAAUCCCGGUCAUUCGCAACGAGGAUGCUCGAGGAUUACAACUGCUCGGCGAUCUUGCGUCACGGCCGUCGAUUGCCAUUUCGACGCAAGCCUCUACCAAGCUGGGCCCGUACCCGGGCUCACGCCGUCCGUCUUCGCGCCCCAUGCCGCCUCACUUGCAGAUUCAAACGCACUACCGCCCCGCUCCAAUCACCGUCGAAAUGUCGCCUCGCACCUCGCAGGCACUUGGAGACCGCUUUGAGAGUUCUAUGCUGCCUCCGGCGACCCCGCGCAGUCGAGGUAAUCCUGUGCGUCCCGUGGAAUCUCAGCCCGAGGCAAUGCUUCCAUCGCCAAGGGUGAGCAUUACCAGAAUCAGCAGCUCUCAGCCGCCGUCGGCCACCGCUUCGGAUGGGCGUCCAGAGCCAAGCAGGAAUAGCAUGUGGGAUAUCGAUCGUGGAUCACUGGGUCCUCGACCUCCAUCAGCACCAAAGCCAGGAGCGCAAUUCUCUCCGCCACAGCCGAAUGAUCGACGAAUGGACUUUUCGCUGUGGAGAGAUCUUGGUCGUGGCCCUCCAGCUGAGGCGCAUCGACGGUCUUCGAGCCAUGAUGAACGGCCGCCGCUCACUUUUGGCAUGGGCAUGCCUCCGCGAGAUGAGAGGCAGUACGGCAUGGAGCAACGCAAGCCCGAUGCUCCUCCGCCCGCUAGGAAUGGUCUAUCCGUGUUUGACCCGGUGCGGCCCCGACCAUCGUGGCCAGAGAGAACCGGUCAGCCCGGUGCCGCAGAUACUCGACCGCAGGAGCCGCCGUUGCUUCUGUUUGAAUUGCCACCGCGUCCGACGCUGAAAGCCAAGUCGCCUCCGCCGAGACCAAACUCCUCCAUGAUGUUUACGAUGCGCGAUUUUCGCAAUACGGGUCUGGAGCAAAAGGGCCAGCAACGCGACAAGCCAAAGAAUCCGCCGAGCACCGCAAACGCUAUGAGCGUCUUCAAACCCAAGCCGACCAAAGAUGAGCGAGAAGGCAUGUCGCGAAGGAGUUGGUCGCAUCAGAGGAAGUUGAGCAAGUCGCUUGGUGGCAGUGGAAGUGCCGGAUCUCCCAUUCUCGCUUCCCCAGCAUCAAUCCUCGGCCGCAGUGAUGGACCUCCUCGCCCGCCGGUUUCGUGGCCUCCACCUCCUCCACCAGUGUCUCACUCUUCUCCACCGGCACCCGCUCCAGCGGCUCCGCACCUGCAAUCACCGUUCUCGCAACCACCCGCGCAGCCUAGCAACUUCCGCGCUGCGCCGCCACCUUUCGAUCCCUUUGCGAAUCGUCCCUUUCCGCCGCGCCCGGCAUCCUCCAGUCAUGACCGACUACCGCCGACGCCUCUGUACGUUGUAUCUCCACAAGCUACGCAGCCUCAGCAAGGCGCGGCUUCUGAGCAUUACAACCGACCUUUCGCCCCGCCCCCACCGCCUGGAUAUCAGCCUCCACAGGCGGCUCCACAAUCCCAACCUCCCCCGCCUCCGCAGACGUCGCAACCCUCCUUCCCUUCUCCAGCGCCAGGCGGAUCGUAUGCAAGCUCGUUCGGCGGGCCACCACUCGCUCCCGCUGGCGCGAAUGCGUUUCAUGCACCUGGCUUCCGUCCUGCACCGGCUUUUGCCCAGCAAGCUCAACAGCAGCAGGCCCAUCAUCAGCAGCAACAACAGCAGCAGCAAGCACAACAGGCACAGCAAGGGCAACAAGGACAACAAGGACAGCAGCAGCAGCAGCCACCGGGGUUCCGUCGUAGGGCGCAGAGCGAUGCGAGUUUUUCCAAGUUUCAUAAUUGGAAUCCGCCGACUGGGAGGCGGUGAUGUUCUUUUUUACAAGCGAAUGAUGAGUGUUUCAGAGAAUGUUAAAGGGAGGGAAGUCCCUUGAAAUCGGUUUUGUUGGAUAGCAGCGAGCGGACAUGAGCGCAUUCCUCGAAGCGCGUACGUUCAUUGAGGAUGAGGAGUGAGGAAGGCGAAGGAUCUGUGGGUGCAUGAUCUGGGCCGUUCGCUCGUUUGAGCGCCAGAUUGAUUGGGACUGUAUCUGAUAGUGUACCUUCGUAAUGCCCUCAUAAUCAGUGC